Messenger RNA from Aegilops tauschii subsp. strangulata, 1825 nucleotides. RefSeq lists its product as uncharacterized. The record is from RefSeq and is a predicted model, not a curated record. NCBI's taxonomy places the organism in Eukaryota, Viridiplantae, Streptophyta, Magnoliopsida, Poales, Poaceae.
UCAUUGCUCACCUUGGUUUCUUGUGCUUCUGCAUUCGAAGGGCUUCAGCUGGUAUCUGUGCACAACAUCAACUGAUGGCUUACAAGAUGAAAGGGGUCUUCAAGGGCCUCAGGGUUAUUACUCAAAUCUUUGUGGUGAAGGAGCAAGAGAUGGAGAUUGGUCAUCCCAUAGACGUGAAGCAUGUCGCGCAUAUCGGUUGGGAUAGCCCAACGGGGAGUGCUGCUACUUCUCCUACUCCUAGCUGGAUGAACGACAUGAAGGGUACGCCGGACAUUUCAACCUUGAGCAAUUCCGGACCAUCUACAGGUACCUCCUGGAGUUCUCAAGAUUUUGACCAUCCUCGAGAUAUAUCAACCUAUGGUAUACUUCCAGAAAAUAGUAGUCCGGGAUCAACACCGUACCCUGACAUACCAAAGCCACCCCGAAAGGCUAGAAGGAAGAAAUCUACCAAGGACAGUUCACCAACGGCAUCAUCAUCGAGAUCAUCAAGGUCAUCAAGAUCAAGAUCUAAGGGCUCACUUUCAUCCACUACACCUGACACCAUUGGUGCCAAUGAUAUUCAACGUAAAAUCCGGAUUGUGUAGGCUAUCAUGUUUUAUACCCCCUUUCUCAAGAUCAUGCAAGUAUUUGGAAAACAACUUUGCAUAGGAAAUAGGAAUACAAAUGUUAUUUAUUUAUUAUUGCUUCAAGUUUAGCUGAAAGGAAAACAAUGGCAAAGUUAGGAAGGACGUCAAGAAGGGUACUAAUAUUAUGAUGCAUGCUAAUUAAAUCCGGUUCUCGUCAGUUUCCGCGGUAAUUUGAUUGGUGACUGAUCAGUGCUAGGUAUAGAGGUUGUCGUGUUCUCCACAUGGAUUAGAUUACAAGUAAUCAAACGGAUCUGCACCUGAAUAACCAAAGCAGAGGUCUAGCAAAACAACUUCACCAAAUCUGAGCUCCAGAUCUAGGUAUUGGAGUAAUAACCUAGUGGUUCAAGGAGAGAUUCAACAGGUAAUUCAGUACUGAGAUAAAGGUAGAUCUGCUCAAAUACACAAAUCAUCAGAUCAAACAUGAGAGCACGAUCACAUAGAGUUGUCUCAGGUGCAUAUUAUCAAACAUAGACUAUGCAAGCACGUGAGUAGCAGUAGAUUCAGGGACCAUAGGAGAUACAACAGUGUAAAGGCAAGGGAAGAGCAAUGGUAAUCCUAAAUCCACUUGAUCUGUUUCGGUAAUGGACGAUCCCAUGGUGCUCGAGGAAGAAAUGAACAAGCAGAGAGAUCAAGUGAGUAGAAUGGCCGUAGACCAAGCAGAUGAACAUAUCGGGGAUGAGGGCUUCAAGAUCUUUUAUUUCACAAAUACACAAGUUUAGGGGUAAGACAAAACCACAACUCUAUGCAAUUUUAAGCAAAAAAACCCAACAACUCUAGGACUAAUUGGCAACAAAAAACCUCAAAUCUACCGGUUGAACAUGAAUAUGAUGAUAGGGCCCCACUAGUCAUAGACACAAAGUAAUGGGUAGGUAAUAUGAUGAUUACCAAUGUUUGCAAAGCAUCAAUUUGAACAACUCACAGUCAUAAAAAGCAACAUAUAAUCAUAAUAUGUAAACAAGAACACAUUAUCACAGCAACACAUACCUAUAAACAACAACACAUUUAAUUAACAACAUUAAUUUCCCAUGAACAACAACACAUCAAAACAACAUCACAUUGUCAUACAUUUUGAGUUCACAAAUUCAGAACAAAGUGUAGAGAAAAUUUGGCCAUACUUGUCAGAUUUUAUAUGGCCAUGAGUACAUUGGUAUGUGGGCAUGGGUUAUACGAUCCCAUACCCGUACCCGCUCUACCUGAUG